Molecule: messenger RNA, 1077 nt
Organism: Odobenus rosmarus divergens (Pacific walrus)
Lineage: Eukaryota; Metazoa; Chordata; Mammalia; Carnivora; Odobenidae
Gene: RNF208
Product: ring finger protein 208
Exons: 1
Coding region: 106-903 (265 amino acids)
Biological process (GO): protein ubiquitination
Molecular function (GO): ubiquitin protein ligase activity
Source: RefSeq, a predicted model, not a curated record
CCCCACCAGGCCUGGCGGGACCAGGAUGCUGCUCCCUCUCCUCCUCCCCGGCCUCACCCAACGCCCCCACCCACCCGAACACCCAGUCUAACUGGAGAGAGCCGGAUGCCGGUUGACCCUGGGCCCGAGGUGGGCAGUGGCUGGCCAGGCCUCCUCAUGUCCUGCCUGAAGGGCCCCCAUGUCAUCCUCAAGAUGGAGGCCAUGAAGAUUGUUCACCCCGAGAAGUUCCCUGAGCUGCCGGCGGCUGCCCCUUGCUUCCCACCUGCACCGCGGCCCACCCCUGCUCUGGCACCCAAACGCGCCUGGCCCUCAGACACAGAGAUCAUCGUCAACCAGGCAUGUGGGGGGGACAUGCCUGCCUUGGAUGGGGCACCCCGCACCCCUCCCUUGCCACGACGGCCCCGAAAGGGCAGUGUGGAGUUGGGCUUCCCCCGAGUGGCGCCAGCAGACGAGGUCAUCGUGAAUCAGUACGUGGUGCGGCCUGGCCCUGCCACCUCGGGGCCCCCCGCUACAGCGGCACCAGCUUCAGGUGAGCCCCUGGAGUGCCCCACCUGCGGGCACACGUACAACGCCACCCAGCGGCGGCCCCGAGUGCUGUCCUGCCUGCACUCCGUGUGUGAGCAGUGCCUGCAGAUUCUCUAUGAGUCCUGCCCUAAGUACAAGUUCAUCUCCUGUCCCACCUGCCGCCGCGAGACUGUGCUCUUCACGGACUACGGCCUGGCUGCACUCGCCGUCAAUACGUCCAUUCUGAGCCGCCUGCCACCUGAGGCACUGACCGCCCCAUCUGGUGGCCAGUGGGGGGGUGAACCCGAGGGCAGCUGCUACCAGACCUUCCGGCAGUACUGUGGGGCCGCGUGCACCUGCCACGUGCGGAACCCGCUGUCCGCCUGCUCCAUCAUGUAGCACCCACCCGCUCGCCACUGCCCGCCAGUCCUUGCUCGCCGCUUCUUCAGGGAUCCGGCCCUGCCCUGUCGCCCGUUGACCCCUCGCCCACCACAGCUUCUGGCCCCUACCCAUGUGGCAUUGUCGCUGCAGCCAACUCUGCCAUUAAAACUCUUUGCCAAAGUUUGCACCUUG